CGAUACAGUGAAACUGACUCUCUCUCGCCCGUGGACAAGCUAACACACAUCGUGUUAGUGAACCACGUAAAUCGUGUGUCUGUGUUUUUCGAUUCUCGUUUUCGUAUUCUCGCUUUAUCGAUUUUGGCAAUUUCCCGAUCCGUAGCAGCGUGUUUAUAACAAGUAUUGGACAACUCCAAGAGUUAUCGAUAUUUUUGCCAUCCGUAAAAAAUAAGAAAAAGAAAAUAAUUAAUUUUUAUGAUAGUGUCAUUAUUUUACACGGUAAGUGUAUUCUCACAUUUUUUGCCUAAUGAACCAUAAUGGACCAUCCUCCCAAAAUAACAAUAGUGGGCCAUCCUGUUUUUUCUAAUUACUUGGGCCCGCAACAAAGCGCGACCAUUUCUAGUUACUUAUAGAGUUUGUGAUACUUGGGUAAUGGGCACACAAUGGAGCACUGGCCACGAUAGAGCACUGGGGCGCAUUUCAUUAGAAAAUUAGAUUUUGUAAAAAAAUCAAAGUUUUUUUUUACAAUAUCAAUUGUAUACGUCCAUCUUUUAAAUUUUAAUGUAGUGAAUUUAUCAAUAAUGGAGUCUACAUCCAUACCAAUAGCAUACUCUCUUUCAGAUAAAAUAGUUAACCAAUCGGCGAAAAAUUCAUCGCUCAUUUUAUUACGCAAAUAAAUUUUCACCUGUAUUAUUGUUGAAAAAGGUUAUCUCCAUAGUAGUUGUUGAAACGGACAAUGUCAACACUAGACAAAUAAAUCGACUAAUCAAUUUGUAUUGUGUGUCAAUCCCUAUUUCCACGAGCUAUUUGAGUAAUUUUUCAAGGGAACAAGUCUCAUAUUUAUUCUAGUCUUUUACGUUUUAGACUUUUAGACUUUUAGGUUUCAUUAUUUGUUUUUCUUUAGACGAGAAUCAUUGGAGCUCAAAUUUCCAGGCUAAAUUUAGAAUUGUGAUUUGAAUAUGUUCAUCUGACCCAUUUUUCUAUUUGCACACAAUUUUAUUAUAAAAUAACACUGGGCCAAAUGACUAAAAUCGAUAAACUCAUGAGUAAUAUACUAGUUCCGAAUACAGAGAAGGGCUAGUCCGUGACCCUGGGUGACCACCCCUAGAUCCGCCACUAUAUACAAUGUACAUUGAAUAGUUAAGGCGAGCUGUGUAGUGGGCUGUAAAAGAUGUAGAAAGUUGGUGUUCCGUUCCCACUUCUCUAUUUACAUGAACAGAUUGGGUGGGUGGAUCACUUUACAAGGAUGUGAGCAAUUUGUCGCCACUCUGAUCCAUCCCAUUAAGUGAACAUGGCAUAUGUAUGGCUUCCACUACAGGGGAGUAAGGGAAAGGCUCCCCAUUGACCUCCCUACCUACCUUAGUGCAGAAACUCAACACCAUAACAUUCAUCCCAUUAUCAUUCUUCCAUCACAUUCCACUCCAGUACACUACAGUGUGCCCCCCCCCCCCCCCCCCCCCCCCCCCCCCCCCCCCCCCCCCCCACUACGACUGACUAACAAUUUGGGUCACAUUUUCCCCCAACCCACCAGGCCACCACCACCACUCAAUGGAAAAAUGAAGAGAUCUUUGUUUAAUUAAUCCAAUGCUGUGGAUGCUGGUUCCUAUCCCAGCCGUUUGACUUCUGUGUGUUUCUCUGUCCACUACCCACAAAAGUUACACUUACAAAUUACACAGGGCCGCAGCCCACUUUCCGUUGUCAAUGUAUAAAAGAAGAGGGUAUUUGACAGAGUGUAAUUAAGCAAUACACUACGAAGCAAGCUGCUGGUUUCUGUUCUCCAGUUAAGCAAUGGCUGCACCAGGCAUCGGCACUACUCCUAGCUUAUCUAGGUCGCUCGUUGUAGUGCCUAUGGGGAUCCUCUACCUGUUAUUCAUCUGCCCAAGUAUAAUUGAUGCCGCCCCGGUUACAAGAAGUGCCAGAUUAAUCCUAAAUCAAGAACAACAUGCUGUACGUUCGAAGAUCAACCACCAGGACAUGGAACAAGGAAAGAUGAUGAGUCUGGAAGCGGAAGUUGGGAUGAUGACAACAUCAACAAGCAUGGUGCAGCGGAGGGCGGUGGAGCUAAACGACUACCCGGGAUCCGGAGCCAACAACCGCCACACCCCUCGCCAACAAUUCGGCAGAUGCGUCGACUGCUGAGUUUACUAUUAAUUCCCAUUGUUUUUUUCUGAAUUAUUUGUAGCUCAUCAUUGAUUAGAAAAGGAGAGGGCGAAGCUUAAUUAUUAGUGUAUAGUUAGCUUGUUUUGAAGCUAGUUCUUACUAUCCUUUUUUUCUGCUCUUGGUCGUGAGGUAGUUUGUAGUUAGCUAGAUUGUUUCGGUCACUGAUCGAGAGCUUAUAUAGUGAACACCAUACUCAAGGACGAGUGAUUAGGAAGUUCAUUAAUCGUUAAUAUCAUCGGACUUUGGAACGCAAACUGACGGGUGAUUUCCAUUUUUCACCCUUGCAAGUUUUCGAUGAGUGUACGAUUCGUGCAAUUCUAGUGUAGCCUGGGUUUUACUUUUUGUUUUUUCGUUUGUUCUGUUAACAUUUUCGUUUGUCAUUCUUCUGUAAAAUGAGGUACUUGGGUUCCAGUUGGGGGAUUCUAAAUCUCUCCUUCUUGAUGAAUAAAUCUGCUUACUCAUCAAAAAAAAAAAAAAAAAAAAAAAAUUCUAGUUAUUCUAUUGUUGUUUCAGAAGUUUGUAUGGACGGGUGAAUCUUUGGAGAUUUACUCUGUCAAUUAUGCUUACCAUUUUAUGGUGGAGUUACGGAGGAAAAGGAGGUGGUGGUGAAGUCUGGACAUUAUUAAUAACAUUCAAAAUAACGUUAUUUAUUCUUUAUAUUUUAGGCAUUUUCAGGUCAUUCUAUGGUUUUAAUGGUUAAUAAAUUAUCAAAUGUUUCUUGGAGUAUUUUCUCAUUUCAAAGUGUAUUAGAUGAUAAUUGUGGUUUAGGUACAAGCAUGAGUCACAAGUCACAAGUCAACAAGGUGGAAAUUCUCGUAUUCUGUAUGUACAUCAUGUUCCUGCGAAGCAAAACAAGGAGAUCACGGCUUAAGGGCAGAAAUUGCAACCGAGAAGAGGAGCGGUAAAGUCAACCACAAUAUUGCGCCUUCUGGAGAAAAGAUCGCACCUUCUCCUCCUCCUCCCCCCCCCCCCCCCCCCCGGGGGGGGGGGGGGGUCGCGAUGUAGGAGGUGCUAGUCAUGAACUUGAGCCAACAACAAGGAGCGGACAGAAGGUUCCAAGUCGACUCACAACCUCAGUUGUCCAAGACUGUGAGAAAUAUCAUGUUUGUGACUUCUGGAUCACGACCGUGAAGUCAGGCCGCGAACUCCUGAGCUAGCAAGAAAAAUAAACAUUGUGGUUCAAG
This is a messenger RNA of Linum trigynum, 3326 nucleotides long. Lineage: Eukaryota; Viridiplantae; Streptophyta; Magnoliopsida; Malpighiales; Linaceae. The record is from the annotation of a GenBank genome assembly.